AAGGGGAGCGGGCGCCCCCCCACCCCCGUCCCCAGCAGCGGCCCCCCCCGGCCCGCCCUCUCCGAGCGGCUUCUCUAGCAUGGUGCGGGGCCGCCGCCGCCUCCUCCCGCUGCCGACAUGGGCGAGAGGCUGGAGCUCAGGCUGAAGUCGCCCGUGGGAGCCGAGCCGGCCGUUUACCCCUGGCCGCUGCCCGUCUAUGACAAACACCAUGAUGCUGCUCAUGAAAUCAUUGAGACAAUUCGGUGGGUCUGUGAAGAAAUCCCAGAUCUCAAGCUUGCCAUGGAAAAUUAUGUUUUAAUUGACUAUGAUACAAAAAGCUUUGAAAGCAUGCAGAGGCUUUGUGACAAAUACAACCGCGCCAUUGAUAGCAUUCAUCAGUUGUGGAAAGGAACCACCCAGCCCAUGAAACUGAACACUCGUCCCUCCAAUGGGCUCCUCCGUCACAUCUUGCAACAAGUAUAUAACCACUCGGUGACUGACCCAGAGAAACUCAACAACUAUGAGCCCUUUUCCCCAGAGGUGUAUGGAGAGACUUCCUUUGAUUUAGUGGCCCAAAUGAUUGAUGAGAUUAAAAUGACUGAGGAUGACUUGUUUGUUGAUUUGGGCAGUGGUGUGGGUCAGGUGGUGCUUCAGGUUGCUGCUGCCACAAACUGCAAACAUCACUAUGGUGUGGAGAAAGCUGAUAUUCCAGCAAAGUAUGCUGAGACGAUGGACAGAGAGUUCAGAAAGUGGAUGAAAUGGUAUGGGAAAAAACAUGCAGAAUACACACUGGAAAGAGGUGACUUCCUCUCAGAAGAAUGGAAAGAAAGAAUUGCAAACACAAGUGUUAUUUUUGUGAAUAAUUUUGCCUUUGGUCCUGAGGUGGAUCACCAACUGAAGGAGCGAUUUGCAAACAUGAAGGAAGGUGGCAGAAUCGUGUCCUCAAAGCCUUUUGCACCUCUAAACUUUAGAAUAAACAGUCGAAACUUGAGUGAUAUUGGCACUAUAAUGAGAGUUGUGGAGUUAUCACCACUGAAAGGGUCGGUUUCAUGGACCGGGAAACCAGUUUCUUACUACCUGCAUACUAUUGAUCGCACCAUACUUGAAAACUAUUUUUCUAGUCUCAAAAAUCCAAAACUCAGGGAGGAACAAGAGGCAGCUAGACGUCGUCAGCAAAGAGAAAACAAGAGCAACACAACUACUCCAACCAAGGUGCAAGAAAACAAGGAUUCUGGUGCUGAAGAAGAAAAAGUUGGGACAAAUGCAGUUAAAAAGACAUCCCCCUCCAAAGCACGUAAGAAGAAGCUGAGUAAGAAAGGAAGGAAAAUGGCAGGGCGGAAGCGAGGGCGUCCCAAGAAAAUGAACGCUGCAAAUACAGAGCGCAAGACCAAGAAGAACCAAACUGCACUAGAGCUUCUGCAUGCUCAAACUGUGUCACAGACACCCUCAUCCUCUCCUCAGGAUGCAUACAAGUCACCUCAUAGUCCAUAUUACCAACUACCUCCUAAAGUACAACGGCAUUCAUCUAACCAACUGUUGGUGACUCCUACCCCACCUGCACUACAGAAGCUGCUAGACUCUUUUAAGAUCCAGUACAUGCAGUUCAUGGCGUACAUGAAAACUCCUCAGUACAAAGCAAACCUGCAACAGUUACUGGAGCAGGAAAAGGAAAAGAAUGCUCAGUUGCUGGGGACAGCACAACAGUUAUUCACCCACUGCCAGGCACAGAAAGAGGAAAUUAAACGGCUCUUUCAACAGAAACUCGAUGAGUUGGGAGUUAAAGCUCUGACAUAUAAUGACCUGAUUCAGGCUCAGAAGGAGAUCUCUGCUCACAACCAGCAGCUGAAGGAACAGACAAAGCAGCUGGAGAAAGAUAACAGUGAACUCAGGAACCAGAGCUUGCAGCUGCUUAAAGCACGAUGCGAAGAACUGAAGUUGGAUUGGUCGACGCUGUCGUUGGAGAGCUUACUGAAGGAAAAGCAGGCACUGAAGAAUCAGAUUUCUGAGAAACAAAAGCACUGUUUGGAAUUGCAGAUCAGCAUUGUGGAGCUUGAGAAAAGUCAAAGGCAGCAGGAGCUCAUGCAGCUGAAAUCGUAUAUGCCUCCUGAUGAGUCUCUGUCGGUACAGCUACGCAAUAAAAACCGUUUAAGCCGUGAGCCCGAGGCUGAUCACGGCAGAUUCCAACUUGAGCUUGAGUGCUCUAAAUUUCCUAUGCCCCACAUCAACGGCAUGAGCCCUGAACUGUCCAUGAAUGGCCAUGCUACUCCCUAUGAAAUCCAUAAUGCUCUUAGCAGGCCCUCUUCCAAGCAGAACACCCCUCAAUACAUGACCUCUCACCUGGACCAAGAAAUAAUUCCUUGCACCCCAAACCACAGCAGCAGACAGAAGGUGGACAAGACAGCAAGCUUGUCCUUACCUGAUUACACCAGGUUUUCCCCAGCUAAGAUAGCCCUAAGGAGACACUUGAAUCAGGACCAUGCAGUCAAUGGAAAAGCAACAACUAAUGAGAUACACCAGAGAGCUGACCAUGUAAAAGAGAAUGGCCUUACAUAUCCAAGCCCUGGCAUUUCAAAUGGGAUAAAGCUGAGUCCUCAGGAAACUCGGCCCUCUUCCCCAGCGGCCUUACCGAUUGCAGGCGAGAAGGUUUUGCGAGAGAGGACUUCCGCGAGUAAUGGAGAAACUAUCACCAGCCUGCCUAUCAGUAUUCCUCUCAGCACGGUGCAGCCCAAUAAACUCCCUGUUAGUAUCCCUCUGGCCAGCGUAGUCCUACCUAGCCGUGUUGAGAAGGUGAGAAGCACACCUAGUCCAGUUCAUCAGAAUCGAGACUCGUCUUCAACACUUGAAAAACAGUAUGGUGCUAGUUCUCAUAAUGGCGUAAGCAAUGCUGCUGGAAAUAAGCCACUGGCUUUGGCUACCUCAGGUUUUUCAUAUUCUUCUGGCUCCAUGGCACUUAAUGGAACUCUUUCAAACAGCCCAGCCCACCUUAACCAUAGUGUUGAUCAGGCAGCUGUGGACGACUGCGGGAGUUUGUUUAACUCGGUAGGGUCUCGGAGCUCCACUCCACAAUACCCUUCUUUGCUAAUGAUGCAGUCACGGAAUUCUGGGCAGAAUUCCCCGGCUCACCAGCACUCAGCAAGCCCCAAGUUAAAUGGCGUCUCCCAGAGCAUGGUAGGGGUACUGCAGUAUGUGGAUGCUCAGAAGAUGUUUGCCGAAGGAACAAAGGGGGAACUUCAGCCUGAUGCUGCCUUUUCCGAUCCUGAGAACGAGGCCAAGAGAAGAAUCAUCUUCACAAUCUCUCCUAGUACAGGGAGUGUAAAACAGUCUCCGUCUAACAAGCACAGUUCCCUAACUGCAAGCAUUCGGAUGGACUAUGGCCAAGCAUACAUGCAGGAUGGGAAGAAACGCGGUCGAAGGAAGAGAUCCUCCACAGGGAAUCUAAACAUGAACUCUGGAGUGUCCCCUAAACGCAAAUCCUUACCAACUGUGGCUGGACUCUUUACUCAGCCUUCGGGCUCACCGCUUAAUAUAAACUCAAUGGUCAAUAACAUUAAUCAGCCUUUAGAAAUAACAGCCAUUUCCUCCCCUGAAAACUCCCUGAAGAACUCUCCUGUUCCCUACCAGGACAAUGACCAGCCUCCAGUGCUGAAAAAAGAGAAGCCCCUGAUUCAGACCAAUGGUGUUCAUUACUCACCACUGACUUCAGAUGAGGAACAGGGAUCAGAAGAUGAGCACAAUAGCACCAGAAUUGAGAGGAAAAUUGCAACGAUAUCAUUGGAAAGCAAAUCUCCACAGAAGACUAUUGAAAAUGGUGGCAGUUUAGCUGGGAGGAGACAGGCACAAACCAGUGAGAACAUGAAUAGCAGUAAAUGGAAGUCUACUUUUUCGCCAAUUUCUGACAUCAACCUGACCAAAACUACAGAUAGCCCAUUGCAGGCUGUUUCAUCUCUGAGCCAGAAUUCCCUGUUUGCCUUUAGGCCGUCCUCUGAGGAUGGCAUGGCCAUCGAUGCCAAAAUUGCAGCACACACACGGAAAAACAUCACCAUGUCCUCCUCUGGGACGGACAGACUCAGCCCCAAUACAAACUCCGCUAAUGGAUCCAUGUAUAACGGUGGACUGACCACAGACAUCGGUUUACACAGCUUUAUUGAUGGUGCUUCUCUUCCUCAUAAGACUUCAGAUGUGACGACCCUCAACUCCUCUCUGGGUUUUCAGUUACAGAGGAGCAAAGAUGUGGGGAUUUUGGAGACAAACCCCUUUUUGAACAAGAGGCAGCUUGAAGGCCUCGGCAGCAUGAAAGGAGAAGACUUAAACCGAUCAGGAGUCAAAAGUAAAGAGCUCAGUGAAUUAACCAUUCGUCCAGGGGCGGCUUCUGAAAAAAGUUCCUUGCAGCACAAUGGCAAGGUCGGCAAAGGACGAGACCGAGAUGUGGAGUUUAAAAACGGCCACAACCUUUUCAUUUCUGCUGCUGCUGUAUCUUCUGGUGGCCUUCUCAAUGGCAAAAGCCUUUCCACUGGUGUCUCAUCUGCAGGCAACCCAGCACCUUCUGUUCAGACGCACCAUCCUUUCUUAAACACAUUGACCACUGGAUCGCAGUUCCCCCUGGGUCCCAUGGCUUUGCAGGCAAACCUCAACUCGGUGACAAACUCCUCAGUAUUGCAGUCUUUAUUUAAUUCAAUGCCAGCUGCUGCAAGUCUGGUCCACGUGUCAUCAGCUGCAACCAGACUGACUAACUCUCAUGCUAUGGGGAAUUUCUCUCCUGGGGUUACAGGUGGAACAGUUGGAGGUAUUUUUAACCAUGCGGUGCCUUCUGCCUCCUCUUCUCAUCAGUUUGGAGCCAGUUUCAGCAGCAGUGCUGUUUCUAGCAGCACAAUGCUAAGCUUAAACCCUCUGCAGGCUGUUGCCAGCACCUCAUCCUUCCAGCCCCCCUCCUCUAGCUUAGUAACAUCCAGUGAGAACAGAGCUGCCCAACACCUAAACAGAGCACCAGUGCAGUCUGUUUUUCAUACCCCUCCUCCACCCCUUCCUAAUGUUUCAUUACCUCCUCCUCCUCCAUUACUCGCUUCUAACUCUGAGCCUGCGCUUCUGCAGAACUUGCCGUCCAUCCCAGCUAACGAUGCUUUUUUACCAUCUUCUUCUGCUGCUUCUGUCCAAUCUGCUAAUGCUUCUUUGUCUAUUAAGCUAGCUUCUCUUCAGCACAAAACUUCCCGUCCCUCCUUUACAGUCCAUCACCCACCUCUGCCCCGUUUGGCGCUGGCACAGACCGCGCCCAUGAUCCCGCAGUCCAACGCAACUGGCACGUCCGCUAUGUGGGUUACACUUGGCAUGCAGUCUCCUUAUGCUUCGCACCUUUCUGGGGUUAAGCCACGAUAAAGAGCUUGCUUAGCUAACAGUUCUUAUUUUGUAAGGUAAGGCUAGAGAAAACAGGUGGUUUGUACAAGAUACUAAAUGACCUUCCUUUCCUUUUCAGCCAUCAGUCCAUAACUGAGCUUGGAAGCGGGGUGGGAACAGGUUCUUUGCUUUGACAUAGAGAGAGCCCAAUAAAAUUUGGAGAGCAGGUAAUCUCAAGGCAGAGAGGGGAAACACUGAAGCGCCUCAGUUUUGGGAGUCAGGAUUUCUCGACACACUGAGUGCUCACGAUGGUAACUCAUCUGAUAUCCAGGAACGUUGUGUUCAGGCCGGGGUAGCAGCAAUUACCAAUUGACGUUAUUUGAAGCAACAUUUCCUGCAGUAUCAUGGCUUGAAUACUUUAGAAAAUGUGCUGCUUUGAGAGCGUGAGAAAAAUUAGGAUGAGAAGCUGAUUGUUCAUAUUUUCCAAGCAUCUGUCUUAAUGUACAGCCCUGCAGGGGUUUGCUGCCUAUUCUGCGUUUUGCAGGGUUAUCUCCCUCACAAGAGGGUGUGCUCCCUUUGUGUUGGCAUGUCAUUACCCUGCAUGCUGGUAGCGUGGUGGUGUUUUUGUGGCAUCAUACCACAUUUGCUCUGUAUGGCUAACAAAGGAGAACUCAAGGUCAUAGGCUACAACCUUUUUUUUUUUUUCUUUCCCCUUGGAAACUGAAUAAGGAUGAUCAGUGGAGGGUUGCAGAUAAUGUGAGCCGAAGCAGAGUGCUGUGGAAAAUGGAGUUACAAAAGCAGCCUGGUGACUUGUGUAUGCCUCAUAGUGGCAACCUGAUGUAAUCAUUCUCUGUAUAAUCAGCCUUUGAUUAUAAUUUGAAUUAGAUAAGAAUUAAAGCAGGAAGUCUGCUCCCCGUCCCUGAUAAGUAAAGCACUAACAGAUUGUGUCAGCCAUCGGGGUGUUGCUUCCCUUGGUAGUCUUUGGCUUGCUAGAUUGCCUGUGCUAGGUUAAAAGAAGGAGGAGCACUUGUGGCACCUUAGAGACUAACAAAUGUAUUUGGGCAUAAGCUUUUGUGGGCUAAAGCCCACUUCAACGGAUGCAUGCAGUGGAAAAUACAGUAGGAAGAGAGACAGACAG
Gopherus flavomarginatus (Mexican gopher tortoise) is the source of this 6445-nucleotide messenger RNA. It is a transcript of the gene DOT1L, whose product is annotated as DOT1 like histone lysine methyltransferase. Gene Ontology annotation, molecular function: histone H3K79 methyltransferase activity. The transcript has 28 exons. The coding region runs from base 118 to 5349 and encodes 1743 amino acids. Gene Ontology annotation, cellular component: nucleus. Lineage: Eukaryota; Metazoa; Chordata; Testudines; Testudinidae. The record is from RefSeq and is a predicted model, not a curated record. Gene Ontology annotation, biological process: DNA repair; regulation of transcription regulatory region DNA binding; heterochromatin formation.